AUGGCUAUGGUCAACACUUUCAUCCCAGGGCUCAGCCCUGAGAAUCCGCAUUAUAUUCCAGGGUACACUGGACACUGCCCGCUACUUCGGUUCAGCAUGGGCCAGACCUAUGGGCAGGUGACCGGUCAGCUACUCCGAGGCCCUCCUGGUCUAGCCUGGCCUCCUGCUCACCGCACACUUCUGCCUCCCAUCCAGUCUCCAAGGUCUCCUGUGAUCUCCAGGAGGAGGCCACCUCCCAGGCACGGGCAUGAAAGGCUCAGCUCCAGUCUGAUCCCUGGGUAUACAGGUUUUAUACCACAGGCGAAGUUCAUGUUUGCUAAGAACUGCAACCAGGUUUGGGCCGAAGCUAUGAGUGAGUUUACACUAAGGUGCGGGGAGCAGGAGAGCCUCGAACUGCCCGAGGAAGCCAAGGGAGAGGAAGAGGUGGAGAAAGACCAAGGGCCGGAGGCAGGGGAGCCACUGCUGGAGCAGAAGCUGGUACCCGUUUCCCCCUACUCCAUGGAUGAUACAGACCCCCGGAAGUUCUUCAUGUCAGGUGAGAGGAAGCGGGUCGAGACCGAAGGCGCGGGUCGACCCCAGGAUGUCCUGACUCGGCAUCUCCUCCCCCAGGCUUCACUGGCUACGUGCCCCGUGCCCGCUUCCUCUUUGGCUCCAGUUUCCCUGUGCUCACCAACCAGGCGCUGCAGGAAUUUGGGCAGACGUGCUCACGGGGCGGGGCGCAGAAGGACCCCAAAGCUCUUUCCCCACUCCCCAGACCCAACUUUCAGAAUCUGGGUCUAGUCCCUCACUAUGGAGGCUACGUGCCAGGUGAGAAGAGGCUGUGAGAGGCUUCGGGAAGGCGGGGUGCAGUGCGCAGGCGGGGUGCUCAGGGAACCGGAAUAAACCGAUAGAGGUCCGAUCCUGUGAUUUAGCUUUAGAGACGGGGAGUUGGGAGCAGAUUUUAAAGGGCAGAUUAGAGAGACUAUGCAACUGGCUAAGAGUUAAGUGGUUUUUUCACACCUCUGGCUAUACAUGACAGACUCUCUUGGCCACACAGGAUAUAAGUUCCGGUUUGGAGGCACAUUUGGGCAUCUUACCCAUGAUGCUGUGGGCCUCAGCAUUACUCAGAAACAGCUGCCGGCCUAAAUACCUGGAUUUCCAGUUCUUCCUUCUCAUCCUAACCCAGUGAACCUUUUGGAAUGAAGAGAGGUGGGUGGAGGAAGGGCACAAAGAAAAUGGUUUGGAGGCUGAGCACCUUUUUAUUAUUAGGUGUAAUAAAUAAAUAAUAAAUAAAUAAAUACAUAC
This is a messenger RNA of Apodemus sylvaticus (European woodmouse), 1284 nucleotides long. RefSeq names its product family with sequence similarity 166 member B (gene Cimip2b). The record is from RefSeq and is a predicted model, not a curated record. Lineage: Eukaryota; Metazoa; Chordata; Mammalia; Rodentia; Muridae.